This is a messenger RNA of Bradysia coprophila, 573 nucleotides long. RefSeq lists its product as uncharacterized. Lineage: Eukaryota; Metazoa; Arthropoda; Insecta; Diptera; Sciaridae. The record is from RefSeq and is a predicted model, not a curated record. Gene Ontology annotation, molecular function: diaminohydroxyphosphoribosylaminopyrimidine deaminase activity.
AUUACCAGCCGAACAUUUUCGAAUUAACAUUAUUUAGUAUACUAAAAGAAAUGGCUCAAUCAACGGUCGAUAAUCCGUAUAACUCAGAUCAAACAUUAGUGUUUAUGGCCGAAGCAAUCCGCGAAGCUCGUGAUGGCCUAGCUGAAGGAGGUGUACCAAUUGGAUGUGUUAUUGUUCGGAAUGGUCAAGUGGUCGCUCGGGGACACAAUCGUCGGAUUCAACGUGAUUCCGUAAUUUUACAUGCUGAAAUGGAUUGUAUAGAAAACGCAGGGCGACAAAUUCCGUCAUUUUAUAAGGAAUGUACAAUUUUUACGACACUAUCUCCAUGUGCGAUGUGUUCCGGAGCUAUUCGAUUGUAUGGCAUUCCUCGGGUCGUAAUUGGCGAAAAUCAAAAUUUUCGUGGCGACGAGACCUUACUUAGAGAGAAUGAUGUACAAGUUGAUGUACUCAAUUCGAUAGAAUGUCAAGAUCUGCUGGCCGACUACAUAGAGAAGAAUCGUUCCACUUGGUAUGAAGAUAUCGGACGGAGUGGAAAUUGAGAUUUUUUUUUGUUAUAAAAAUAAAAAAUUCGAU